Molecule: messenger RNA, 1881 nt
Organism: Physeter macrocephalus (sperm whale)
Lineage: Eukaryota; Metazoa; Chordata; Mammalia; Artiodactyla; Physeteridae
Gene: LMNB2
Product: lamin B2
Exons: 12
Coding region: 16-1815 (599 amino acids)
Biological process (GO): nuclear envelope organization; nuclear pore localization; nuclear migration
Cellular component (GO): nuclear lamina; nuclear envelope
Molecular function (GO): structural constituent of cytoskeleton
Source: RefSeq, a predicted model, not a curated record
GCCGCCGCCGCCGCCAUGGCCACGCCGCCGCCUGGCCGCGCGGGCGGGCCCGCCACGCCGCUGUCGCCCACGCGCCUGUCGCGGCUGCAGGAGAAGGAGGAGCUGCGCGAGCUCAAUGACCGCCUGGCGCACUACAUCGACCGUGUCCGCGCGCUCGAGCUGGAGAACGACCGGCUCCAGCUCAAGAUUUCCGAGCGGGAGGAGGUGACCACGCGCGAGGUGAGCGGCAUCAAGACGCUGUAUGAGGCGGAGCUGGCUGAUGCCCGCCGGGUGCUGGACGAGACGGCCCGGGACCGGGCCCGGCUGCAGAUCGAAAUUGGGAAGCUGAGGGCCGACCUGGAGGAGGCCAGCAAGAGCGCAAAGAAGAGGGAGGGCGAGCUGACGGUGGCCCAGGGCCGCGUCAGGGACCUGGAGUCCGUGUUCCACCAGAGUGAGGCGGAGCUGGCCGCCGCUCUCAGCGACAAGCGCGCCCUGGAGAACGACGUGGUGGAGCUGAGGGCCCAGCUGGGCAAGGCGGAGGAUGGGCACGCGGUGGCCAAAAAGCAGCUGGAGAAGGAGACGCUGAUGCGCGUGGACCUGGAGAACCGCUGCCAGAGCCUGCAGGAGGAGCUGGCCUUCCGCAAGGACGUCUUUGAGGAGGAGGUGCGGGAGACGCGACGGCGACACGAGCGGCGCCUGGUGGAGGUGGACAGCAGCCGGCAGCAGGAGUAUGACUUCAAGAUGGCGCAGGCACUGGAGGAGCUGCGGGCGCAGCACGAUGAGCAAGUGCGGCUGUACCGCCUGGAGCUGGAGCAGACCUACCAGGCCAAGCUGGAUAACGCCAAGCUGAGCUCCGACCAGAACGACAAGGCCGCCAGCGCCGCUCGGGAGGAGCUGAAGGAGGCCCGCAUGCGGGUUGAGUCCCUCAGCUACCAGCUCUCCGGCCUCCAGAAGCAGGCGAACGCGGCCGAGGACCGGAUCCGGGAGCUGGAGGAGACCGUGGCCGGGGAGCGGGACAAGUUCCGGAAGAUGCUGGACGCCAAGGAGCGGGAGAUGACAGAGAUGCGGGACGUGAUGCAGCAGCAGCUGGCUGAGUACCAGGAGCUGCUGGACGUCAAGCUGGCCCUGGACAUGGAGAUCAGCGCCUACCGCAAGCUCCUGGAGGGCGAGGAGGAGAGGCUGAAGCUGUCCCCCAGCCCGUCGUCGCGCAUCACCAUCUCGCGGGCCACAUCGAGCAGCAGCAGCAGCAGCGUGUCCGUGUCCGGGCGCCUGGGCCGCAGCAAGCGGAAGCGGCUGGAGGUGGAGGAGCCGCCGGGCACGGGCUCCAGCGGCACCGGCUCGGGCAGCAGCAGCUUCCGCCUGGCCCAGCAGGCCUCGGCCUCGGGCAGCGUCAGCAUCGAGGAGAUCGACCUGGAGGGCAGGUUCGUGCAGCUGAAGAACAGCUCGGACAAGGAUCAGUCUCUGGGCAACUGGAGGAUCAAGAGGCAGAUCCUAGAAGGGGAGGAGAUCGCCUACAAGUUCACGCCCAAGUAUGUGCUGCGGGCCGGCCAGACGGUCACGGUAUGGGCAGCCGGUGCAGGGGUGGCUCACAGCCCCCCGUCCACGCUCGUGUGGAAGAGCCAGAACAGCUGGGGCACGGGCGAGAGCUUCCGGACCAUCCUGGUCAAUGCUGACGGGGAGGAGGUGGCCAUGAGAACCGUGAAGCAGUCCUCGGUGGUGCGGGAGGCCGAGGACGGGGAGGAGGGUGAGGACGAGGCGGCCGAGUUUGGAGAGGAGGAUCUUUUCCAUCAGCAGGGGGACCCGAGGACCACCUCUCGAGGCUGCCGCGUCAUGUGAACCGAACAUGCCUCAUCACACGUCUUUCUUUAUCCAGGGCCACUGAAAACUAUUUUUAUAUCAUUG